CAUGCUAAUCAGCUGUUUUUUUUAAAUUAUUUUUUUAGCUUCAUAAGGCUAUAAGUAAUUUUAUCGUUCGUUUUUAAGCAACGGUAAUUAGCUUAAAACCGAAGUACAAGCGUAUUAUAUGCAGCAGUUGCAGUUUUAAGUCAGCUUUUUCUUCUUCUCUUAUUUGUUGUUAUGGAAUGUCUCGGAGUAUCGUCUUACCAAAACUUGCAGGCUUUGUCUGCGCUGUUAUCCACUCAGCAGGAGGAAGAUGAGGAUGAAGACUGUAAACAAAAUGAAACAGCUUAUGGACAGCUUGGUCCUGGACAUAUUGGUCCCCCUCCUAAAAAAGAAAAAGAAGUGUCUACUGCCUACACAAAGAAAACCAGUAAGGAUAUCUGGAGUGAGGAGGAGGUGGCUGAGGGCUCUCAGUAUGAUGAUCUGGCUGAUCCGAGACCGCAACCUGAGUAUGAAAUUAUCCUGAAGCAGAGUGUUGGAACAGAGGAUUUGUUCCUGGGAUUAAGCCAGAAGGAUCCAUCUUCAAUGUGCUGUGAAGCCAUGCUGGUUAAAAUAAAACUACCCGACACAAAAGCAAAAGAUGUCUUCUUGGAUUUGAAGGAGAAGUACCUGGAUCUGCGGACUCCAAAGUAUAAACUGGGUCUCCAUCUGCCCCAUCCCAUCCAGAAUCAAGAGGGCAAGGCUCAGUUCUUUAGCGACAGGCAGGAACUGGAGGUGACUCUACUGAUGAAGUGACCCAUGGACUGUAUCAACAUGCAGUAAAAGAAGAAUAAAGGAAUUAUUUCAGCUUUAAAAAGAAGCUGAAAUAAUUCCCACCACUUUCUUGGUGGGAAAGUUAGGAUUGCACACACUGGCUUGUUUGAUGCCUGAAAACAAUGACGAAAGUAAAUCCAAUUUAUUUCUGUAAAUUUUUUAAUUAAAUCUGGGCUCUUUUCCAUAUGCAAUCUCUGACUUCAUAAGAAAAAGUUAUAAUAAAUGUUUUGUGCUUCAGUA
Poecilia reticulata (guppy) is the source of this 987-nucleotide messenger RNA. It is a transcript of the gene dnaaf6, whose product is annotated as dynein axonemal assembly factor 6. The record is from RefSeq and is a predicted model, not a curated record. Gene Ontology annotation, cellular component: cytoplasm. Gene Ontology annotation, molecular function: dynein intermediate chain binding; protein-folding chaperone binding. Lineage: Eukaryota; Metazoa; Chordata; Actinopteri; Cyprinodontiformes; Poeciliidae. Gene Ontology annotation, biological process: flagellated sperm motility; axonemal dynein complex assembly.